Messenger RNA from Oryctolagus cuniculus (rabbit), 2320 nucleotides. RefSeq lists its product as uncharacterized. NCBI's taxonomy places the organism in Eukaryota, Metazoa, Chordata, Mammalia, Lagomorpha, Leporidae. The record is from RefSeq and is a predicted model, not a curated record.
AUGCUCCACGGGGCCCCCACAGCUGGCGGCGACCGCCGCGGCCCCUGGGGACGAGGCUUUGUGCUGGGCCCCGCGCGGCCGCCUCCCGGCCUCAUCCCCGGCCGGCGAGGCAGGCUCCCGGGGCAGGGCGAGGCGGGGAGGGCCCCGACCCGGGGCGCGGUGCAAGGGCCUCGCGGGGCCGCCGCCUACGCCCAGGCUCGCCAGACCCUGAGCAGGAGCCUGCGCCGCCGCCGCCGCCGCCGGCACCGCCGCGAAGCCGAAGCCGAGCCCGCCGCCGCUGCUGCUCCCGCCGCCGCUUCAGCGCCACACAUCGCCGGGACACCCGCGCCGGGCAGCCCUGCCGGCCGCCCGCUCGUCCGCCAGGUGACCAGCCCGAGCCCAGGGCCGCCGCUCCCGCCUGCCGCCCCCGGGACCCCACGGCUCCACGCGCCCCUCGCGGCGGGCCGCCGGGGUUUCCGAGCCACCCCCGAGCGGCGCGGCCGGUUUGCAGGCGCCCGCCCGGGCAUCUCCGAGGCGCGCCUCGCGCAGGACAGGUCCCCGGGCCUUCCGCUGCGCUGGCGCCGCGCUAAUGACGCACGGGGUGCCCGACCGAGCGGGGCCAUUGGAGGUCGCCGCGGGAGCCGGCGUGGCGGCGGCGCAGGGUCCCGCCUCCCGGAGCUGCGUGCCGGGCAGAGUGCGGGGCGGCGGCUGCGGGCGCGUUACCCUCCGCGGCGCCUUCCCCCUCGCGUCUUUGCAAGUGACCUCUGCGGGACCUAAGAGGAGCCCGUGACCCCCUCACCACCCGCCGGUUCCUCACACCUGAGAGGCAGGCCCGCCGGACGCUGGGGGACACCACCGGAGCGAGACGUCGAAUCUGCUCCUGGAACCUUCCGGAAAAGGGAGAGAGGGCGAAGCCAAGAGGGAAAUGAGGGGGAUGCUGAACGUGGCGAGAGUUCUGUCCUGGAUGAGGGGAGGUUGCUCAGGAGGUAACCCGUUCACGCCGAGGCAAGAAAAGGAGCCGGCCGUUGAAAACCCAAGGGAGGGCUUUGGGAGCAGAUGGGACAGCAGGUGCAUGAGUCUUAAGGUGGAAGCAAAGCUUAGUGGGUUCCAGAAGCUAGAGUAGACCGAAUGGCGGGAAAGUGACCCAAGAUGGGGCUGGAGAUGUGGAAAGGACCUGAGUCGUGUAUGGACUUCGGGUUUAUUGUAAACCACUGGGAAGUUGUGAGCUGGAGAGUGAUGUCAAAUUUCUCUUUUUUAGUUAAUUAAUUUAAAAAUUUAUUUACUUGAAGGGCAGGGCAACAGAGGGAGAGGGUGAGUUAGAGAAAGAGAGGAGAAUCUUUCAUCCACUGGCUCACUCCCCAAAUGUCUGCAACAGCCAGGGCUGGGCCUGCCCUACCCCAGCAGCCAGCAACUCCAUCCUGGCCUCCCACAUGGGUGGCAGGAGCCCAAGUACCUGAACCAGCAUCCGGUGCCUCCUAGUGCACGCGUUAGCCGGAAGCUGGAUGGGAAGCGGGGCGGCCAGGACCACAGCCAGCACUCAGAUGUGGGCUGCUGGUGUCACAGGUGGCAGCUUAACCUCUGCGCCACAGUGCUGGCCCUGAUAAAUCUGUUUUGGAAGAUCGCCCUGCUCUGUAAAGAAUGGCAUGUAGGCAAGCAAAAGCGGAAGUGUCAACAACCAUCUUGACCACUGGGAAUAAUCCAGAUGAGAGACUGUUGCUCAAAUAUAGGAGGUGGCAGUGUGGAGAGAGAAAAAAAUGGAUUCAAGGUAAGUUUUGGAGAUGACGUUGACAGGACUUCCCGAAGGGCUGGAUGUCAAAGGUAACCAAGAAUUUCAUCAGGGAGAACUGCUGAAGCCACUGGGUGGAUGUGAUGCCGUUCAGUGAAUGAAAUACUUGCCGGGAGAGAGUGUGGGCUCCUCCGAGUUCUCGUCUGUGGAGGCCGCCUGGGCGCUUUUAUGAGCUACAGCAGAGGACCAGUCAAGUAAGUGAGUGAUGGAGACUUGGUAGUGCACCAGAAUAAAGUGACUGCUGUCUCUGUUGGCCGUACACCUGCACUCCAUUCCUCAGCCCCUAAGUAGCCAUGGCCACGUGCCUGUGCUCUCCCCAGCGGACAGUGAGCAGGACAGCUGUGCACAGUUUCCAGAACUGGCCCGGAAAGCCCUCCUGCAGGUGCUGCACUGUGCUCUGACCUGUUCUGCCACCUGGACACGGACCGUGAGAAGAGUCUGGACAAGACAGAGGCUCCGAGUAGAAGGUUCCUGGGUAGAGAAGUCUGCCUCUCUUCACAGAUGUCUGCAUGUGAAUGUGAUGUGAGAAAAAUAAACUUCUUUUUUUGUGGAGCG